AUGGAGGACUGCACCAAGAAGUCGAGUGCUGGAGAGACAGACAAAGCGACGAGCGGUGCAAGCAGAAAAACCAUCCGAUGCUUCCUUUGUAAUAAGGUCGGCCACAAGGCAGAAAAUUGCAAGAACCGCCCGCCUACGUUCAAAAAGCUGACGUGCUGGAAUUGUGGAAGACCCGGGCAUCGAGCCGAGAAUUGUGGGACGAGACCAAACGAUCGACCUCAAGCGUCCUGCGUAUUAGCUGAGCAAAGCGACGGCAGUGCGUCCGAGUUUGAUGAAGCCUAUGUCACGCUUCAGAACGGCGCCAAGAUCCCAGUGAUCAACGCGGCCGUAGGACGAGCUCCAAAGUUUCUAGUGGAAAACAUGCCGGUAGUGGAGGGACGGCUAGGUGACCGCAAAAUAACGGUUUUGAGGGACACCGGUUGUAAUACGGUCGUUGUACGAAAGGAGAUGGUUCAACCUGAGGAAUUUACCAGGCAGUCCAGUCCAGUCUAUCUGUUGGAUAGGACCGUGAGGUAUGUGCCGGAAGCGGAGAUCAGGGUGAGGACGCCAUACUUCACCGGAAGGGUAAGGGCGAAGUGUGUUAGUAACCCGCUGUACGAUCUUGUGCUCGGUAACGUGCCGAUGGUGCGAGGCGUUAAUGAUCCGGACCCGAAGUGGAACGAAAUGGAGGAGGCGAGUCCAGCUGGAAAUUUGGACAGGCAGACGUCCAUAAAACAAAACCAGGAGACAAGCCAAGAAAAAAGUGCAGAACGAGCUGGCAAGGGCUCUUCCGAAUCAAUGCCGGAGAACACCCCAAGCUCGGGACAACGCGAGGACGAGCCCAUGCUCAUCGCGAACGCGACAGAGACAGGAAAGGACAAAGAUCAAUCCAAAGAGCCGCGAGCCGAACUGAGGGUACCGCAGGUUUCGCCACUGGAAGCGACAGCCGAAGAGAAGCUCAAGGAGCAAGAAAGCGACAAGAGCCUCGAGAAAUGUUUCCACAACAUCGGUAAGACCUUUCCUAAGCAUGGAGGAAGAACUAAGCGAAAGUUCUUUAUAAGGAACAAGUUGUUGUAUAGGAGUGUCAUCUACAGCUCCGGAAGAAAAACGGAUCAGCUGGUGCUUCCCGAGAAGUUCCGACGAACCGUGGUAGCCCUGGCCCACGAUAGCAUAAUGUCGGGUCACCAGGGGAUAAACAACACGAUAGGGCUGGUCGCAGAAGAAUUUUUCUGGCCCGGAAUGCAGAGUGAGAUACGAAGAUACGUGCGAUCUUGCGACGUUUGGCAGCGCACCGUGCCUAAAGGAAGAGUGGGUAAGGCACCCUUGGGGACCAUGCCAACCAUAGCGACGCCCUUCCAAAGGAUUGCCAUAGACAUCAUUGGCCCCAUUACGCCGAAGUCGGAUUCGGGAAAGAGAUACAUCCUGACCAUGGUGGACGUAGCCACUCGCUACCCGGACGCGGUAGCUUUGCAAAGCACUGGUACCCCAGAGGUGGCGGAGGCGUUGAUGGACAUGUUUGCCCGAUAUGGCGUACCGGAAGAGAUCCUCAGUGAUCGAGGAUCAAAUUUUACAUCGGACCUUAUGAAGGAGGUGGGCCGACUGUUGUCAAUGAGACACCUCCUAACGACCCCCUACCAUCCUAUGUGCAACGGCCUUGUGGAGAGGUUCAACGGCACAUUAAAACAAAUGCUCAGACGAAUGUGCCAGGAGAGACCUAAAGACUGGGACCGGUACUUGCCCGCUCUACUUUUUGCGUACCGAGAAGUACCACAGUCCAGCUUAAAAUUCUCUCCAUUCGAACUCUUGUAUGGGAGAAGAGUACGAGGACCGUUAACCAUCCUAAGAGAAGUCUGGUCCAACGAAACAAUGAAGAAAGAAACAAAGACUUCGUAUGGGUACGUUUUAGAGUUGAGGGAGAAGCUCGAAGAAACAUGUGAGCUGGCCCAUCGAUGUCUGGAGGUAGCGAAAGAAAAAUAUAAGGGAAAUUACGACCAUAAGCGGGUCAAACGUGAAAUGAAGGCUGGAGAUAGGGCGCUAAUACUUCUUCCAAGUGAUAACAACAAGAUGCUUAUGCAAUGGAAGGGCCCGUUUGAGGUCACGGCCCGAAAAAAACGAAGUAGAUUAUGA
Molecule: messenger RNA, 2106 nt
Organism: Ixodes scapularis (black-legged tick)
Lineage: Eukaryota; Metazoa; Arthropoda; Arachnida; Ixodida; Ixodidae
Exons: 1
Coding region: 1-2106 (701 amino acids)
Biological process (GO): DNA integration
Molecular function (GO): nucleic acid binding; zinc ion binding
Source: RefSeq, a predicted model, not a curated record